Molecule: messenger RNA, 5757 nt
Organism: Cottoperca gobio
Lineage: Eukaryota; Metazoa; Chordata; Actinopteri; Perciformes; Bovichtidae
Gene: lnpep
Product: leucyl/cystinyl aminopeptidase
Biological process (GO): regulation of blood pressure; proteolysis; peptide catabolic process
Cellular component (GO): cytoplasm; plasma membrane
Molecular function (GO): peptide binding; metalloaminopeptidase activity; zinc ion binding
Source: RefSeq, a predicted model, not a curated record
UUUGCUCAUUCGUUAGUUCACCGAGCAUGUUAGAGUAAGAUUUGUUUACAUAUUUUCAGCGUAAGGUUCGACUUUUUAGACAAUCUGGAAGCAUUCACAUUUUAGUCUACUAAACAGCUAUAGGUGAUAAAGUUAUGGUCAUCAGCUAACGUUAGCUAACUGAAUGUCUUUCAGUCAGUUACAAUAUUCAGAAGUUUGCUAUUUCUAAGCUAGCUCAUACGUAGCUAACGUUAGAGCAGUGAGGACAGGCUGAUACCCUGCGGUGGGUUGUGGCCAGCUCGGAAAACCUCACGUCUGUCGAGCUGCGUGUUCCCUUGUUUUGGACGCGAGGAGCUGUUUGAGAUAAACUACAAUGGAUCCAUUUGACAGUAACAGUUCAGACCGGGCCAACUUGCCGAGGAACAUGAUUGAGAACAGCAUGUUUGAAGAAGAGCCUGACGUUGUGGAUUUGGCCAAAGACUCCGCUGCGUUUCCGACGUUUCCUGCUCUUGACCCAGAUGAGGCGGCGUAUGAGCCUCGUACCUCCCGUUUGCUUGUGCGAGGCCUGGGAGAGAAUGACAUGGACGAGGAUGAGGAGGACUGUGAGUCUUCAGCCCGUCUGCUGGGCAUGUCCUUCAUGAACCGCAGCUCUGCUCACAGACCCAGCUCUUCACCUUACACCCGACAGGCUCCACCAAGGACGUGUUCACGACCCUCAACCCGUACAUUGGUUGUAUGUGUGUUAUUCCUGGUGAUAGUGGCCUCUAUGACCAUGGUACUGUACUUCUUACCUGGAUGCACCUUUACCAAGGCGGGAUGUCGAAAGACCAACCAGACAACUCCGUUAGUGCCAGUGUCCCCCAUAUCCACAAAUGGCGAACUGUUUCCAUGGACAGAGCUCCGGCUGCCUCACAGCAUACGUCCUCUGAGCUAUGACCUCACCCUGAACCCUGACCUUUCAGACAUGACCUUCACCGGCUCCACCGUCAUCAACAUGUCUGUGCUUCACAACACCAAGCGCAUUGUCUUGCACAGUGCUAAACUCAACUUCACCAAAGCUACAUUCAAGCUGGGUGAAGGGGAGGCCAGAGAAGUGACUGUCCUGGAGUACGAACCCCGACAGCAGAUAGCUGUUCAGUUCACUGAGGAGCUGAAGGCAGGCCAGUUCUGUGUUUUGACCCUGGAUUACUCUGCCAACCUCUCGCACAACUACGAUGGUUUCUACAACAGCUCAUACACUGAUAAAGAUGGAAACAAAAGGAUUUUAGCCGCAACCCAGUUCGAGCCACUAUCAGCGAGGAAGGCCUUUCCUUGCUUUGAUGAACCAUCUUUCAAAGCCACCUUCCUGAUUAAAAUCAGCCGGAAAACACACUACAUGACUCUGUCCAACAUGCCUCAGGCUAAAAGCACGCCACUUGUCAAUGGCCUCAUUCAAGAUGAGUUUGAAAAGACCAGUGUCAACAUGAGCACCUACCUGGUGGCCUUUGUCGUUGCCAACUUCACGCCGAUCAGCAGAAACGUCUCCAAUACUCUGGUGUCUGUGUACUCUGUGCCAGUGAAGAUGGAGCAUACUGAAUAUGCUCUGGACACAGCCUCCAAACUGCUGGAGUUUUACAAUGACUUCUUUGAAAUUAACUACCCCCUCAAAAAACUAGACUUGGUAGCCAUCCCAGACUUCCUGGCAGGAGCCAUGGAGAACUGGGGACUCAUCACUUUCAGAGAGACCAGCCUGCUGGUGGGCCAGCACUCCUCUCUGGAAAAACAAGUAGUUGCCUCCGUCGUAGCGCACGAGCUCGCUCAUCAGUGGUUUGGAAACUUGGUAACGAUGAGCUGGUGGAAUGACCUGUGGCUCAACGAAGGCUUUGCCACUUACAUGCAGUACAUGUCGCUGCAGACCGUGUUGCCCAAGCUGGACAUUGGUAACUUGUUCCUGGCAGUACGCUUCAGAGCCUUGGAUAAAGAUGCUCUAAACUCCACCCACGCUGUGUCGACUGAGGUCAACACACCGGAACAGGUGGAAGAGAUGUUCGACUCCGUCUCCUAUGAAAAGGGUGCGUCCAUUCUGCUGAUGCUGAACGCCUCCCUGCCAGGGGAGCAACAGUUCAGAAAGGGUAUCAUUCAAUACCUGAAACAGUUCAGUGGAUUAAACACGGACACCAACGACCUCUGGAACUGUCUUACGCAGGUUGAAGUGUCAGCGCAGCACCAGAAUGUGUCAGAGAUGAUGAGCUCAUGGACGUCACAGAAAGGCUUCCCAUUGGUCACUGUAAGCCGCAAGGGAGGUCAAGUGACCCUCACACAGGAGCACUUCCUCCUCACAUCUGACAAUGCAAUGCAUACUUCCAACUUGUGGAAUAUUCCAGUGACGUAUGUAACUGACAACUGUAGUUCGGCCCCUGAGUGCAGGCAGAUGUUCAAUCUGAAGACCAAGUCAGGGACUCUGAAGGACGUACCAGAAAGUGUGAAGUGGCUGAAGUUGAACUACAGAAACACGGGCUUCUACAUCGUCCACUACGGAGACGAGGGCUGGGCUGCUCUGAUACAGGCUUUGAACGACAAUGUCGGUGUUCUUACAAGCGACGAUCGUGCCUCGCUCAUACACAACAUCUUUGCUCUCUCCAGACUGGGACGUGUGUCCUUUCACCAAGUCCUCAACCUGUUGAAGUACAUGACCAAUGAAACUGAGACUACUCCUGUGACAGAGGCCCUGUUACAGCUCAAUGUAAUCUACCGGCUGCUUGACAAAAGACAAGAGCACAGUCUUGCAGCCCGCAUGAAGACUUAUAUUCGGCAUCAGUUUGGUUCUCUGAUGGACAACCAGACAUGGAAGGAGGAGGAGAGCGUGUCUAAGCAGGAGCUGCGCGCUGCCCUGCUGGGGACGGCCUGCGGUCUGGAUCAAGAAAACUGCAUUCACCGAGCCAAAGAGCUGUUCAAACAGUGUGUCGACUCCAAUGGGACCUCACGGAUCCCAGGUGAUCUGCAGCCAGUUGUAUUCACUGUGGCUGGUCAAUCAAAUGAAGAUUGGGAGACUUUGCUCAACAUGUACCAACAUGCCACUUAUGAUGCAGAGAAGCGAACGAUGCUACGGGGCCUAGCAUCCACUCAGGACGCACGGCGUAUAGUUUGGAUUCUAAAGGCAGGUCUGAGGGGGGAUAUCAUCCAGACGCAGGAGCUGCCUUUAGUCAUCAGCACUGUGUGUAGAGGCUUCACCGGCUACUUGUUUGCCUGGGAUUUCAUACAAGAGAACUGGGACCGACUCAUCGAGAAGUUCCCUGUGGGCUCCUUCGCCAUCCAGGCAAUCAUCAAGUCUGCCACCUCUCAGUUCUCCACACAGGCACACCUUGAUCAAAUUCAGGGUUUCUUCUCCAGUCUGAAGGAGCGCGGCUCUCAGAUGAGGAGCGUGCAGGAAGCUUUGGAAACCAUCAAGCUGAACCAGCGCUGGAUGGACAAAAACCUGUCCAUGCUCCAAAAAUGGCUCUAAUACGGAUGUGCCAUCCAGUCAUCGCCCCACUGACAGGGAAACGGUGGCGAGUCGUCAAAACAACAGCAGUGUUUGCACUAUUGUAGGACUGUGUCUCUUAACCGGGCCAGAGGAUUUGCUCUACUCGGGUGGACAAGGUGUUAGAUUUUUCCGAGAUUGGUCCUGUGAGUUGUAUUUGCUCAGGGUGGCUCUGAUUGUGCGUCUGACAGGAAAUUGUCAGACACAAAACACUCUACACUUUAUGCUGUCGACCAAACCUCUCCUCUGCGGCUCUCAUCUAAACCUCAUGCCUGAGAAGACAAUCACGCUUCACCCACACUCCUUUCGCUCAGCCUGCUCUCAGGCACUUAACUGUAUGAGCUGUGUUAGGCCACUUGAAAAAGAAGAAGUAUGAAGAAUGUCAACAUUACUGUGUAUGUAUGUAGUCAGUCGGUCCUGGACUUUCUCUCACAUCGUCUGAUAUGUGUUGAUGAAGCCGUCAGGGAUUCCUCAGUGAUGAAGUUGGAAUGACCGGUACUUUUAGAGGGGAAACAUUGUUGGGAUUAAACUGACCUUGUAUCGCCGUGUUACGAAAUAGCUGCCUGCCAUUCUGAACUCUAGUGCAACCGGAAGCAUUUUAGUCCGGAUUAAACUAGAAGAUUGGUUGGUUGGUUGGUUGAUUGAUAGCUUAUAAUACCAAACAUGUGUUUUCAUCAAUUGAAUGUACUGAAAAAACCUUCCCACUGUGUACACUAGAUGGCGUACUGCACAACGGCGCAGGUUUAAAUCAACAACCAAUGUGUCUUAGGUGAGAGCAGGCAGUGCACACUGGAGCCAAAUGUUUCUUUCUUUCUUCUUCUAUCAGUCAUAAGGCCAGUUUAGCUGCGAUCGACACGUUUUAUUUUGCCUGCAGUGCGGUCACUGAACUUGUUAUUAUAGUGUAAAUAUGCUCAACCCUCCAACCUUUUAACCUGUUGUACUGUUUUAACCAUCUUCUCUUUUAACAUUUUAGGAUUUGCUUUGUGUGGUCUUGUGUGUGUGUGUGUGUGUGUGUGUGUGUGUGUGUGUGUGUGUGUGUGUAUAUAAAGUGUAAAUAGGAAAUGUAUACAUAGAAUUGAUCAAGCGUCUUGGUCAAAUACUUUUACUGUAUUUCUUGAUCGAAGUCAUUUACUGAUGAAUGUUUGUGUUUUAAGGGCUAAUGUGCAUAUUGAAGAUACCGAGUGUAUAGAAGAACAUUUAUGUUGGGCAUGACUAAUGUGUUGAGCUGUUCAUACGCCAAAUGAAGGUUUAAAGUUACUCCAUUGUUAACCAGUCCUGUGGCUCCUAAAAAUGAGGAGUAGCCUAGAUAUUUAUUGAGUUUUGUUCCAAUAUUUUUAUUUAAAUAGAGUUGUACACUCAUCCUGAGCUUUAUUAAAAGUGGCACUGCUCACUUAUCCACUCCAUAACUGUCGAUACAUAUUAAGGAUCAUUGAGAAAAUGUAGUCAUUUGUCUUUGAGCAUCUUCACGAGACUUGCAUCUCUGUCAUAUUAUCUCUUUGUCUCAGUUAUGUAAAACACUUUCCUCAAAUGUGUCACAACAAACAUUGGUCCAAUCCCCAGUAGUGUUACCUCACCGCUGCGCACGCUUGGGAAACCUUUUAAAAGGGUCAUGUGUUUGUUGCUGCACUAGCGACUCAUACUGGUUUGUCAAAGUGGCUGCUGGGACAAGUGGGAUCCAGGAGGGGGCUCGUGUUAGGCCCGCUCAGUGUGAUGGCAGGUAGAAAAACACACCAAGAAACACAGUGUGUAUCGAAGGCAGGGCAGCGUACACCCUCCCCAGGUGUGGGGGUUAGAAGAAUAAAGGAUCACAGGACAGAGAAUUGCGCAUUCAAAACUUGGGAGAAAUGAUAAAGUAGUAAUGAGCGUGUCAGACUUUAUUAAAAGUCUUGCCAUUGACUCGUGCCAUCCAGUCCCUCGUAGCGCGUUAAGAGCAUGGUACUGUUUUAUGUCCCAGCAAUCGGAUGAAUUAAUCAGCUUUAUUGAGGCUCUGGGACUUUUAUGUUUCAUCAUAUUUUGUUUAGAAAGUAACUGUUUCGUGUGAAGUCAGUUGCAAUAAGCUUUAAGAGUUGCCGAAGUCAUUCAGGUACAAGGUUCAGUGGAGGUUGGUGAAUCCGUGAUGUGGCUGUUCGGAUGUUAGGAUUGUAAAUAGAAUAUAACGUGCAGUAAACACAAUCAGAUCGUCUUUGUUGUUUUGCACUGGGAUACAAUGCUGCUGAUGCUUUUGUAACUGUGUUGCUCUUCAUGUGAAUAAAAUAUGAAUUAAAGUUCUUUUCUGAAGA